Molecule: messenger RNA, 3678 nt
Organism: Pediculus humanus corporis (human body louse)
Lineage: Eukaryota; Metazoa; Arthropoda; Insecta; Psocodea; Pediculidae
Exons: 19
Coding region: 1-3678 (1225 amino acids)
Biological process (GO): DNA repair; mitotic sister chromatid cohesion
Cellular component (GO): nucleus; chromatin
Source: RefSeq, a predicted model, not a curated record
AUGCCUACUGACGAUAUAGUAUAUCCACAAGGCUGUAGGCCUAUUUCUGAGGAUUUGGGUCCUGAUGAGUUAAUUAGGAGACUCAAGACUCUGGCACAUACAUUACAAGCAAUGGCUCAAGAUGAAGAGGGACAAUUACAACAGUAUGUUCCAUUAUCAUUACACCUUGCAGAAGAGUCAUUCAUGCAUCAUUCAUCGAGGGAUGUUCAACUUUUAAUAGCUUGUUGCAUUGCUGAUGUGUUGAGAGUUUACGCUCCUGAAGCUCCGUACAAAGACCCGGAACAAGUCAAGACAAUUUUUAUAUUUUUAAUUAAUCAACUAUCCGGGUUACAAGAUCCUAAAGAUCCGGCAUUUAAAAGAUAUUUUUAUUUGCUUGAAAAUUUGGCUUAUGUAAAAAGUUUUAAUAUGUGUUUCGAAUUAGAAGAUUGUCAAGAAAUUUUUUGUAGACUUUUCCAGUUAAUGUUUCAAAUAGUAAAUGAUGAACAUUCGACUAAAGUUAAGUCAUUUAUGUUGGAUGUUCUUAGUCCUUUAAUCACGGAAAGUGAUGUAGUUUCAAAUGAAUUAUUAAAUAUAAUUUUAAUUAAUAUAGUUGAACCUAAUAAAUCUAGUAGAAAAAAUGCUUAUUGGUUAGCCAAAGAACUCUUGUUAAAAUGCAGUAACACUUUGGAACCUUAUAUACAAGUGUUUUUUAAUAAUGUUUUAAUAAUGGGAAAACAGGAAAAAGAAUUAGAAAUAUGUUCAAAAGUUUAUGAUCUCAUAUAUGAAUUAUACCACAUUUGUCCAUCGGUUUUAUUAGCCGUUUUGCCUCAGUUGGAAUGCAAAUUAAAGAGUUCAUUAGAAUCCGAACGAUUAGCUGCUGUUGCAUUGCUUGCUAGAAUGUUCUCUGAGAAAGAUAGCACGUUAGCAAGGCAUCAUACGCCACUUUGGAGAGCUUUUUUAGGAAGAUUUAAUGAUAUUUCCGUUAAUAUUCGCAUCAAAUGCGUACAAUAUUCAAUGCAUUUUUUACUAAAUCAUCCGGAAUUACGAAGAGACAUGACUGAAACAUUAAAGUUAAGACUUCACGAUGCGGAGGAAAACGUUCGGUUCGGUGUUGUUAUGGCAAUUGUAUCGACUGCGAAGAAAGACUGUGAAGUGGUUAGUUCCAGUGAAGAUCUACUGGAACUAGUUAAAGAGCGUACAUUAGAUAAAAAGUUCAAAAUUCGUCGGGAAGCAAUGUCAGGCUUGGGUCUUAUUUACAAAAAUCAUUUGAACAGCUCGGAUGUUCCUCAGGCAACAAAGAAGGCUGUGACUUGGAUUAAGGAUAGAAUACUUCAUGGUUACUAUUUACAAAGUAACGAAGAUAGGCUUCUAGUAGAAAGGCUACUAAAUACGGAUUUGGUAUCUUAUCAAUUGCCACCGGAAGAGAGAAUGAAAAGACUAUAUCAUUUAUUAGGAACCGUUGAUGACAACGCUUUAAAAGCAUUUAUCGAACUUAAAAAAAGUCAGCUCGUCGCCCGAAGAAUCGUAUCCGAGUUUUUGGAACUUCAUUAUAGGCCGGAAAGCGAGGAGAGGAAUCAGGAGAUCAGUGUGAAAAUUUCACAAGUUUCAAAAUUUCUUCCCGAUCCGGUAAAAGCUCAAGAAUACAUAGUCAAACUUUCAAAUAAUUUAUUAAAUCAACCGGAACUCCUUCAACAACUUUCCAAAUUAGUUCGACCGGAUAUCAGUUGUAGAGAAUCAAUUCACAUAACCGGAGUCCUGAUUAAAUCAUUAGGAAAUCCUAUUAUGACUAAUUUAUAUUUUAAUACUGUUAAAAUGUUAUUAGAAAGAAUAUCGUCUGUCAUGAUCGAUAGCGUAGCUUUGGAACAUCUCAUUGGCUACGUGGAAGAUUGUUUAAAAGGUGGGAAUAGUAUCGAAGAAAUCGGUCUUAAUCCUAGCACGGCUGGAGAGAGAGGCGUCCGAUUGAUUCAGAUUUUAUCGUUUGUUUAUCCUGCUCAUUAUUUAAAUUUAAAUGUACUAAAUGCUUUAAUGCGACUUUUGGAAAUGGAAGAUGAAAGUGUGGCUCCUUGGAUUUUGUCCGCUUUGACUUUUGUAGGAAAAUAUAAACCUUUGGGUGAAGUUUUCCCCGAAUUCAUGGAAAAAUUGGUGCCUACCUUACGAAAAUUUAUCGAAGAGGGAACGCCGAAACAAUCAAAGCAAGCUGUGAGAUGUCUUCAUAGAAAUUUGCUGCCCGAAAAGCACGAUUUAUUCAAAGACAUUUUCGAAGUGCUUAAAAAAAAUUUAGAACCGAGCAGUGAGCAUUACUUAACGGCUAUCGUCGCUCUGGGUCACAUCGCUUACAAUUUACCCACAUUAUUUCCAUACCAUAUAAAAAACAUUAUUUCGCGUAAAAUUGUGCGAGAGCUAUUAGUGGUGGACAGUUCGGAAUCCAGGUACGAUCCCUCGGAAGAACCGUGGUGUAGUGAAAGUGAAUUGGAUUUUACAACGAGAUGUAAAUUAGAAGGAAUGAAAACUAUGGCGAGGUGGCUUUUGGGUUUGAAAGAAGACGUCGUGUCGGCGCAAAAAACUUUCCGCAUGUUAAACGCGUUCAUAACGAGUUGCGGAGAUUUGACAGGUCAAAAUAAAUUGAGCAAAGCGGAAAUGUCUUGGCUGAGACUCAGAGCCGGGUGCGUCAUGCUCAGGAUAUCCGAGCAAAAGGGUGUCGGAGAUCAAUUCAACGCGGAACAAUUUUACGAUUUGUCUCAUCUCAUGGUGGAUGAAGUUCCGCAAGUUCGGGAAAUUUUCUCAGCAAAACUACACAAGGGAUUAAGUCAACCUCUUCCCGGGAGGUGUUUGCCUCUUGAUUUCAUGGGAAUAUACUCUCUGGCUGGAUUGGAACAAGAUAAGAAAUUGAAAGGUUGCAUAAAGAAAAUGAUGGUGUCGGAUAUUUGCAAGAGGAGAGAAUACGCGAAAAGUUUGACGUUUUCAACGACGGGAAGUAAAGUUGAAAAAGCAAUGGCUCAACUCCCCGCCAUUUUACCAGACUACAUGCUUACAUUUGCUAUACCAGUUUUGGCACAUUUGCCCGAAUUCACGGAUCCGAACGAAUUUGAACAGUUGAAACAAAUGCGAAACUGUUUGUGGUUUAUACUAGAACCUCUGAUUACAAAAAAUGAUCUCUACAGCUUCAGCUUUUAUAAAAACAUGAUUGAAAGAAUGAAAAAUCAAAAGGACGCCGUGAAACCGGAUGACGCUACGAUGAAUUACAAAUUAUGGGCGCUUUGCGAUUUGGCAAUGGCACUCAUCCUAUCGAAAACGACAAAUUUCGAUUUAAAAGAAUUUUCGAGCGAAGUUCGGAUUCCCACGAUGUAUUUUAAACCUCACGAAAAUCCGUUAUUCAAUAACAACGUUAUUUACAUACCGCAAGAACUUCAGUAUCAGCCCAAUAAAAACAAACAAAAUUUGAUAACGACGGGUACGAAAAGAACGUUAAAAUCGAAUAAAAAAGUAAGUCCUCCCGUUACGGAAAAUUCUGGAAUCGACAACAAAACGGACGUAAAGCCUUCGGAAGCCUCGGAUACGAAGAUAAAACUUUACGGAAUGGGAAACGAGCCACCUUCUCCGGGGGAAGCAAAUUCAGCGGAGGAAACAUCUUGCGAAACGGAAGACAUGGACGACAAAUUAACAAACGAUAAACCAAAAAGAAAAAAGACUGUACACUGA